Messenger RNA from Pecten maximus, 803 nucleotides. RefSeq names its product DNA polymerase epsilon subunit 4-like. Gene Ontology annotation, cellular component: nucleus; epsilon DNA polymerase complex. The transcript has a single exon. The record is from RefSeq and is a predicted model, not a curated record. Bases 18 to 398 code for a protein of 126 amino acids. NCBI's taxonomy places the organism in Eukaryota, Metazoa, Mollusca, Bivalvia, Pectinida, Pectinidae. Gene Ontology annotation, molecular function: protein heterodimerization activity.
UCUAUACCGGAAGUGUUAUGGGCAGAAAAAUGGCGGGAGAAGGAGAAAACAUCGAGAUGGCAAAUACAGAAGAAAAUGCCGACGACACGCCAAGUCAGGACCCCGAUGUUUGUGAUUCUUCAGCACAAGAGUCCAACUCUAAUGAGAGAACAAUAAAACUUCCAAUGUCAAGAGUGAAGGCCAUAAUGAAGAGUGAUCCCGACGUUUCUUUGGCCAGCUCUGAGGCGGUAGUGGCUUUGGCUAAAGCAACCGAAAUGUUUAUACAAAUGUUAUCUAAGGAUGCUAUCAACAGCACUAUGCAGAGUAAAAGGAAAACGCUACAGCGUAAAGACUUAGAUACAGUGAUAGACACCAGGGAUUCCUAUUCGUUUUUAGAAGGAACGUUAGACGGUCCUUGACGAACGUCGACACAAACAUAACGGCGGGGUCUGUGGAACUCUCGCCCUCAUUUUGCGGUGUCGAACAUUGAGAUUCCCAAUGCGGUUGUUGACGAACUGCGACGCUGACGGUGCUUACAUGUCACAGGCGGUCAUCUCUGCUAGAGGCCUAUGCAGUGACGUGUCGCACAGACCUAAGCAUCUGUUAAAAACUGAAUAAUAGAACAACACAUUUAUUAAUGUACCUUGGUAUACGUACUGUACAUGCAGGCGGAAAUGAACUCAAAUUUGAUAUACAGUGACGUGUGAGACGGAGAGUUUAAACCACGUGACAGUGUAUAAAUAACUGAUAAAUAGUAAUUCCUGUGAUUAAUAUGUAUAAAAAAUGUUUACAACAGAAAUAUAAUAUAGUCUUGACUCAUGAUA